AUGGGCAAUAGACGUAAAGUGAUUCUAUAUGUAGGACCAUUUUUGUCAGCGUCAUUUCUGUUGAUAUGGUUUCCGUGGGGUGUCAUAUUGAAAUCGGUUUAUAUCGCUGAAUUACAUCUUCUUUGUUCACUUUUCGUUUACAAUAGCUUUUUCAGUUUCAUUAAAAUGGCUUGGUGUGCAUUAUUCGCCGAAUCGACAAAAGAACAUUCAAGGGUGGCAGCUACAAAAUAUUCACAAAUGGCCAUACUGUUAUCAGUUAAUAUUAUUGCAAUAACGGAACUGAUUUCCGCUGGCCUCACUAAUUUCGUCGCGUUUCAGCGCAUAUGUGUCGCUAUUUUCGUACUUUGUUGGUUAUGCUUUUGUAUUACUGGAUCACUGAAUGAUAACCUUGCAAAUAUAAAUCCUUCUCAGUUAUCACUAAAUGAAGACAUUACUAAUAAGACUCACGUAUUUAAAAUAUCCAAGCAAAUAAUCUUUCAAAGCGAAUUUUUAUUGCUCGUUUUAACCGCUUUUCUUCACAACUGCAGAUCUAUGGCUCAUCUAAAUUUCGCUUCCAUAAGCGCAGAGCUUUUAAUACCUGCGAAUGUGAUGGGAAAAGGUUCUUGGUCGAUGAGUUCCUUCUUUGCUUUUUGUACGCUGGUGCCGCAAAUUUUAGUCGCUGAAUUUAUUGAUGAUGAUAAAAAGCGCUUCUCAAGGAGAAAAUUAUCAAAUGUAAUUUUUAGAAAAGCAAUGUCAUCGGUAAUAUAUAGUUUGGAAACAAUACUAGUGAAAUCUUCCACAUCGAUUACUCCUGUUUUAAUAGUUUACUUUUUGAACCAAAGUGGGUAUAAAGUAUGUUUUUUUUUAAAGAAAAUUUUAAUCGGCUAUAGCCUGAUUAACGAUGAUUAG
This is a messenger RNA of Dracunculus medinensis (Guinea worm), 888 nucleotides long. The record is from the annotation of a GenBank genome assembly. Lineage: Eukaryota; Metazoa; Nematoda; Chromadorea; Rhabditida; Dracunculidae.